UCCUCCCUUUCUUUACACGUACACACACUCUCUCUCUCUCUCUUCCCUCUAGGGUUUUGAAAACUAUCCUGCGGAGAGAGAGAGAGAGAGAGAGAGAUCGUUUCUUCCUUCCGAGUAGAGAGCGAUCGUCUCCUCGUUUUGGCCACUGUCAUCUUUCUUCUCUUCUUUUCUAUCUCUUUCCCUCUUUCUUUCCUGAUCAUUCGUUCGCGCGGAUCGACGAUCGUGGAUCCCAGUGGACAUUGGAAAUGGUUGCAUGAUGCCUUUAUAUCAUAUGUGAUGGAUACGAGGGGCAUGUGGAUUAAGGAAACAAAUGACUCAAGCUUGGUUGGAUGAUGCUAAUGCUCUUUCAACUUCAACAUCACACACUAGUUCAUCAAGAGCAUGCUCUCAACCUCAGACAUAUUCAUGCACAAAACAGAGUCGCGGUAAUGUGUUCCAGUUGCUAGCUUGGAGGGAGAUUUCUCCUCAAGUAAAGAGGUCGGCCAAAAAACUGUGGGCAAAUGCUGCUGUUCAGGAUUCAAAUUAUUGCAGGGCACGAUGUGAAGUGAUAGAUGCAAAGCAGCGUCUCCUUUCAUGGGUAGAGUCAGAGUCACUGAGGCAUUUAUCUGCUAAAUACUGCCCUUUGGUGCCACCACCUAGGUCAACUAUUGCUGCAGCUUUUAGUCCUGAUGGGAGAACCCUAGCAUCAACUCAUGGUGACCACACUGUAAAGAUAAUUGAUUGUCAAACUGGAAGCUGCUUAAAAGUGUUGAGUGGGCAUAGGCGAACUCCUUGGGUGGUGAGAUUUCAUCCUGGGCAUCCAGAAGUUCUUGCCAGUGGAAGUUUGGAUCAUGAAGUUCGUUUAUGGGAUGCUAAUAGUGCAGAAUGCAUAGGGUCACGUGAUUUCUAUCGUCCUAUUGCUUCUAUUGCUUUUCAUGCUCAAGGGGACUUACUUGCUGUAGCAUCAGGUCAUAAGCUGUACAUAUGGCAAUACAGCAGGAAAGGGGAGUCUUCUCCUUCCAUUGUGCUACGCACUCGUCGCUCCUUGAGAGCUGUGCAUUUUCACCCUCAUGCUGCUCCAUUUCUUCUGACUGCUGAGGUUAAUGAUCUUGAUUCACCAGAUUCUCCAAUUACUCUAGCUACAUCUCCUUGCUACUUGCAUUAUCCUCCUCCUGCUGUGGUAUUCGCAAAUGUCCAUUCUGCUUCCAGCCAAAUUAGUGAUACAGGGGUUACCAACCAAGCCCCUAUGAUGCCCUUCCCUUGUUUGCUUUGGCCAGCUGCUUUUGUUGGAGAACAUGUUUGGUCUUCACAGCAAGACAGUAUGGUCAUUGAUUCAAACACUGGGCCACAAACAAGGGAAUCUUCUCUACAGCUUCUGGCAGUGACAAACACAAACAACCAUGAAAAUGUAGCAGCCAUGUCCUCAUUAGUUUCUAGUUCAAGAAAUCUACCUGAAAGUAUAAGCAAUCACAUUGCUGGCAACACACGUUCGGAGUCCACAGCAGACAUGAUGGAAACUGCUGAUGGGCAAUCUUUUGAUAUGCUUGAAUCCAGAGGAAUGGACAACACUAUGGAGAGGCCAAAUGAUGCCAAUAACAUGUCAACGUUGACUGAACCUCCUGUUCCUUCAGUACUUAAUGGUACAGAUCACCCACAAUCACCUGGGAGGCAGUCCAGCCCAGCAACAGCAGGUGCUUCUACCAUCAAUCCGUCAAGUAUUUCUGGAAAUUCCAAUCUUCAAAUGCUCCUAAGAAAUAUUGCUGUUGGACAUCUUCAUCAGUUUUUACCACUCGGUGAUCCAUCAUGUUGGGAGCUGUCCUUUUUGCAAGGUUGGUUGAUGGGUCAGUCACAUGCUGGAAUGCAUCCAGUAUUGCCUGUUUCUGAUGGGUCCCAUGGGGGUUCGCUGGGGAUUAGGGGCAUUGCAUCCAAUGUCAUGGCAUUUGAUUCACAGGCAGCCCAGAGUGUGGAAGCUAGUGGUGCUUCUUCAGCAGUAAUGAGAGGUGGCUCAAGGUCCAAUUUCCGUCAUCGAUCUCGUUCAAGAGUGAUGACCAAUACAAGCUCAGGAGAAGGACCUGCUGUUGCUACUAUUGAAGAUAAUGUUCCCCAUACUGGUGGUGCUACAUUGGCUUCUGAUGGUGCUGCACCAUCUUCAAUGUCAGCUGCUGCUGCUGCUGCAGAGUUGCCUUGCACUGUGAAGCUAAGAAUUUGGCCACACGAUAUCCAAAAUCCUUGUGCGCCUCUGGAUCCACAUACUUGUCGCUUAACUAUACCACAUGCAGUUCUUUGCAGUGAAAUGGGAGCUCAUUUUUCCCCUUGUGGACGGUUUUUGGCUGCUUGUGUUGCAUGCGUACUUCCCCAUGUAGAAACAGAUCCAGGAACACAAAUGCAAAUGCAUCAAGAUGUUGUUGGGGCUGCAACAUCUCCAACAAGGCACCCAAUUGCGGCACACCGGAUUGUUUAUGAACUUCGUAUAUAUUCUCUUGAGGAAGCCACUUUUGGGGAAGUGCUUGCAUCAAGGGCUAUAAGGGCCGCUCAUUGUCUGACCUCUAUUCAGUUUUCACCCACAUCUGAACACAUACUACUAGCAUAUGGUCGCCGCCAUAAUUCUCUCCUAAGGAGCCUUGUUGUUGAUGGAGAGACGACUAUACCAAUAUACACUAUCUUGGAGGUAUAUAAAGUUUCAGACAUGGAACUUGUCAGAGUCCUUCCUAGCGCUGACGACGAAGUUAAUGUUGCUUGCUUUCAUCCAGUAGUUGGAGGUGGUCUUGUCUAUGGGACGAAGGAAGGAAAGCUUCGGCUUUUACAUUAUGAUGGUCCCAAUAAUGCAAAUUGCAUGGGCCCUGGAUCUUCUUUGGACGACAAUAUGCUUGAGGUGCAGACAUAUGCCUUAGAGUGUUGAAUAUACUUUCUCGCCUCUACUGCCAACUAGAUGCUGUGUGACACAGUGAUACCCAUCUUGAAUGGGGUCCUUGCCAUCUUUGCAGAAGGAUGCCACGGAAUGGUGCUGCUGUGCAUGUUCACCAUAUUUAUAGCCUGUGUAUGUAUGUUAUUUGUAACAAAUCAUCUAUGGUAGCUUUUACUGCUGCUAGUGUAAAAUACUGAGGUGAGCAUGUAGUGCCUGAUAGGUUCUUCCAAAGGGAUGUAACGCUAAAUUUUUGACAUGGAAAAAUUUGUACAAGAUACAUCAUUGGCCAAUCAAAUCAAGUGUUUUCACAGCAUAAAUUCUUUAAACAA
Nymphaea colorata (pocket water lily) is the source of this 3213-nucleotide messenger RNA. RefSeq lists its product as uncharacterized. Gene Ontology annotation, biological process: autophagy. The transcript is spliced from 16 exons. Bases 311 to 2878 code for a protein of 855 amino acids. Gene Ontology annotation, cellular component: intracellular membrane-bounded organelle. NCBI's taxonomy places the organism in Eukaryota, Viridiplantae, Streptophyta, Magnoliopsida, Nymphaeales, Nymphaeaceae. Gene Ontology annotation, molecular function: protein binding. The record is from RefSeq and is a predicted model, not a curated record.